Molecule: messenger RNA, 1741 nt
Organism: Tetranychus urticae (two-spotted spider mite)
Lineage: Eukaryota; Metazoa; Arthropoda; Arachnida; Trombidiformes; Tetranychidae
Product: FERRY endosomal RAB5 effector complex subunit 3
Cellular component (GO): cytoplasm
Source: RefSeq, a predicted model, not a curated record
UUGAAGGAAGAGGAGACUGAAGAAAAUAAUUAAUCAGUUGUUUAGUUUGUGCUUGCAGUGAUUACUCAUCAGUUUAUUAUCAUAAUUCACUGCCAUCAUGGAGAACGGAAUUGAAAAGACAUUCAAUUUUAAAUAUGAUCGUUAUGGUAUAGACAUCAGCCAUCAGCUGGUGAUUCCUUUACCAUCAUGUGUUAAUAUUGCAGAAAUAGCCUACUAUAUUUUUAACCAUUAUAAUAUUCCACCCAAUUUAGAGGAUAUUUUAUUUAACCAAUUGAGCCAGUUCGUUAAGGAGGAAGAAGAGGAAUACGAAUUACGGGGAUUUAUAGAAGCCCAAGAGCGAUUCAUCAAGGAUGAAAACAUACAAGAAAGAAGUGAACAUUUACUCAAUUUUGAUAAGCUCUUAUUGAACAAAAGUAAAUCUGUUCGAGUUUUAGAUAAAUCAGUUUCGGAUGAGGAAUGCAAAUUUCACGAAAAGUAUCAUCGAUUAAUUCAUUCUGGAUUCUUAACCGAGCCAAUCAUCUUUUUGGACCACUCGUAUCGAGUUGCUGUACAGGAUUUGGUUUCACGAAAACUCGAUGAACUAAGUUCUGUUUGUGAAGAGCAAGCAGAUGAAACUGAUAAAUUACUCAGACAAAUGGAUUUAGGAAAAACUGAUGAAGACGUUAAUAGACUCUCAUUGAGAUAUUUUAAUAAAGUAGAGGCGUUGAAAACUCGCUGGGAUCAAUCAAUACAUGAUCUCCAAGGUGCUCAAAAGAAGGAAUUCCGUGAUUGGAUUCAUAAAAUUUUUGAAGAUUUCGUUAAUCAGCAAGCAAAGGAUUCUUUGGUUAAAGAAAUUAAUGAAAGAUCAAAAUUAUCCCUCAUCAACGGUGAAUGGUCUGAUAUAGCAGAGAUCGACAAUGCUGAUAUGGAAGAAAGUUUUACAAUAAAUUUAAGUGCUCAGCUUAAAUCAUCUCAUAAUCUUCGUCUAAGGUCAAUGCAAAUCUUGGAUAUGUGUGAUUCAAGUACCGGCUUAAUUUCAAAACCAAAUCCUCAUCGAAUCCAAACAGCUAUGUCACUUUACUCAAAUUCACUCUCUGGACUUAUCCUUCUUGUUGACAAUAGAAUCAAUAGUUAUACUGGCAUUAAAAAGGAAUUCAGUGAAAAGUGUCUUCAAUCAACCGAUUUCCAUUUCCCUGAUAUUGAGGAACAGUUGAGUACGAUUCGUUUAAAAGCGAGUAAAUUUGAUGCCAAUAAAAAGUCUAUAGAACUAUCACCAUUAAAACCAGGAGACUUUUACAUCACUCGACAUUCCAAUUUGUCACAAGUCCAUGUUGUCUUUCAUUUAGUUAUUGAUGAAUCCAUUUAUUCCAAUGAUGUCAGUUCUCGCCAUUCGGUUAUACUUGGGCUUAGGAAUAUCUUAAAGGUUGCUCAUUGGAAUGACAUAAAUACAAUAUCAAUACCGCUACUGUUAAUCCACGAACUUUCUGAUGAUAUCACAUUGAAUUGGUGUUUGAAAAGAGCCGAGCUUGUUUUGAAAUGUGUUAAAGGAUUCAUGAUUGAAAUGGCUUCUUUCUCGCCUACCAGUUAUGAGAAUAAAACAAUCCAAUUCAUCGUACCCAAGGGUGUAUCUACAGAACUCUUCUCUAACCUGACCUCCAUGCUCUCCAGUAUUUUUCGAAUUUCUAAUCCUCUGGUCUUGAAAUCUAAAGAUCCAAACCUUUGUAACUCAAAAUAAAUUAAACUCUGAUUGGGAUUGAGAAAA